Messenger RNA from Rattus rattus (black rat), 3453 nucleotides. RefSeq names its product potassium two pore domain channel subfamily K member 5 (gene Kcnk5). Gene Ontology annotation, molecular function: potassium ion leak channel activity. Gene Ontology annotation, cellular component: membrane. The transcript has 5 exons. Bases 345 to 1856 code for a protein of 503 amino acids. Gene Ontology annotation, biological process: stabilization of membrane potential; potassium ion transmembrane transport. The record is from RefSeq and is a predicted model, not a curated record. NCBI's taxonomy places the organism in Eukaryota, Metazoa, Chordata, Mammalia, Rodentia, Muridae.
GGCGCGCUGGGCGUACUGUCGCGCGCAGAGAGGCGGCACACGUGUCUCCCGGUGUGGGUUCUGAGUUUCACCCUACCCUUCAGGAUCGAGAGAUUGGCGUGGCCCCCAGACCCCUUUUGGUGUACGCUCACCCUGGCCUGUGUGAACGUGAUCCACGCAGUUCCCUGCGCUCAGGGAGCCAACUUGGUCAAGCAACUGUCCCGGGAGCGGCGCGCGGGGGGUACCGGGCACUGCGCAUGCGGAGCUCCAAAUUCAAACAGCUGUGUCCAGGGCUGCAGGACGGGUGAACCCGGAGCUGCUGGAAUUAGGGGACUCUUUCUCCUGGAGGUGGCCAUUCCAGAGCCAUGGUGGACCGGGGUCCCUUACUCACCUCGGCCAUCAUAUUCUACCUGGCCAUCGGGGCGGCGAUCUUCGAAGUGCUGGAGGAGCCACACUGGAAGGAGGCCAAGAAAAACUACUAUACACAGAAACUGCAUCUACUCAAGGAGUUUCCGUGCCUGAGUCAGGAGGGCCUGGACAAGAUCCUACAGGUGGUGUCUGAUGCUGCGGAUCAGGGUGUGGCCAUCACCGGGAACCAGACUUUUAACAACUGGAACUGGCCCAAUGCGAUGAUUUUCGCAGCCACAGUCAUCACCACCAUCGGUUAUGGUAAUGUGGCUCCCAAGACCCCAGCUGGGCGCCUCUUCUGUGUCUUCUAUGGUCUGUUCGGGGUGCCACUGUGCCUGACAUGGAUCAGUGCCCUGGGCAAGUUCUUCGGGGGACGAGCCAAGAGGCUGGGCCAGUUUCUUACAAGGAGAGGAGUGAGCCUGAGGAAGGCUCAGAUCACAUGUACGGCCAUCUUCAUCGUGUGGGGCGUCCUGGUCCACCUGGUGAUCCCGCCCUUUGUGUUCAUGGUGACGGAAGAGUGGAACUACAUUGAGGGCCUCUACUAUUCCUUCAUCACCAUCUCCACCAUUGGCUUUGGGGACUUUGUGGCCGGUGUGAACCCCAGCGCCAACUACCACGCCCUCUACCGCUACUUUGUAGAGCUUUGGAUCUACCUGGGGCUGGCUUGGCUGUCCCUCUUUGUCAACUGGAAGGUGAGCAUGUUUGUGGAAGUACACAAAGCCAUCAAGAAGAGGAGGAGGCGGAGGAAGGAAUCCUUCGAGAGCUCCCCACACUCCCGGAAGGCCCUGCAGAUGGCCGGAAGUACGGCCUCCAAGGACGUCAACAUCUUCAGCUUCCUAUCCAAAAAGGAGGAGACCUAUAAUGACCUCAUCAAACAGAUUGGGAAGAAGGCGAUGAAGACAAGUGGGGGUGGGGAGAGGGUCCCAGGACCUGGACACGGGCUGGGACCUCAAGGCGGGGAUGGCUUACCCAGCAUCCCUGCAUCCCUGGCACCUUUGGUGGUCUAUUCCAAGAAUCGAGUGCCCAGUUUGGAAGAGGUAUCUCAGACUCUAAGAAACAAAGGACACGUGUCAAGGCCACUUGGUGAGGACGCUGCGGCACAGACCCCCAAGGAAGGUUACCCAACCUCCGAAGUGUUUAUUAACCAACUGGACCGUAUCAGCGAGGAGGGUGAGCCGUGGGAAGCCCUGGACUACCACCCGCUCAUUUUCCAAAAUGCCAACAUUACCUUUGAGAACGAAGAAACCGGCCUCUCUGAUGAGGAGACCUCUAAGUCUUCCGUGGAGGACAACCUGACCUCAAAGGAGCAGCCUCAGCCGGGGCCCAUGACUGAGGUGCCCUCGAGCAGCACGGGUGAAUUCCCUUCAUCGGAUGAGUCCACCUUCACCAGCACUGAGUCAGAGCUCUCUGUGCCUUAUGAGAAGCUGAUGAACGAGUACAACAAGGCAGACAGCCCCAGGGGCACGUGAGGUGGGCCUGGCUCCCAGCUGCUUUCCAGUGGCUUCCUCUCACAAGGGAUGUCCUACGAUGGCCAGACCCUGGGGAGAAGGCUCUGGAAAUGAGAUGAGGAGCCAGGGACCUGCCUUUCCUUCUGUCCUCUCCACUUGGUUGCUUCCAUGGGAUGCAGUGUUGGCCCAGGACAGGCCUCCAUUCUGUGGCCCAGUGGGGAGGCUGCUGUCCUGGGCCUUCCCGGCUGGAGUAUCUGCUGACUCAGAGGCCUACAUGUAGACCUCAACACUCACCCUGGAGGUCCUGUGUUUGCUGCUGAAGCCUUCCCCAUCGUUCGGUUGACUGUCUUACGGUUCUCUGAGGCCAAGAGCCUCAGCUGAGUUCACCAGUGUUAAUGGGCAAAGCCCUUGUGCCCGGCACUAAACUAGACAUCUGGAAGGAGGAGGAGGAGCUUUUAAGACCCAAGGGGUUAGCAUGCGGUUCUCGGGGGUUCUGGGAAGGCACAGACAUGAUGGGGUUUGGGGCACCUCAGUACCCCAGCAGUAGCAGGGCCUACUUGCCCACCUGUUCAUCAACCUCCCAGCAAGCCCCUUACUGCAAACCUCAGGACAGGGGCCGUGGGAGAGGGGACAUGUGUAUCUCGUAUGUGGAGCCACGCUCACCUCAGAUCCCCUCUGAAGAGCAACAGCAGAUCAAAGGUCUCCUAGGCCCUGAAAGUGCAGGAGAAAGGUGGAAGCUCCGGGUGUGGUCAGAGAGCUCAGUAAUGAGGUGCAGGCCCCUCCGCCCCAGCCUAGGCGCCCACACUCCCAGCCCACCGUCUCAUUUUGUAGAGAUCCCUCACCGCUUCCCCCCCACCCCCCCUUAGCGGGGCCUGAAGAGUGAGGCCAAACUGCUCUUGGCUCACGGAACUGUGAAUUGAGCCCCCCCCGCCUCCAGCCACUGUGUGGUGUGAGCAUGCGCAGGUGCCAGUGGGCAUGUGUGCGCGCGCAUCCUGGCUGGGGAGAAAGGAAAAUGUGAAUCUUACUGGUCCAGCUCCUAGCGGCGUCUGGGAACUAGCUGCCGUAUAAUUGCUUGAUGCUCAGCCUUCAACCAGCCCACUCUGGCCUAAAUGCUUUUUUUGUUAUUAAUAUUUUUUUAACGAACUGUCAUUUUUUUUUUUUUUAUACCCAGAGCCAGUAAAGAACAGGGUCCCUGCCGUUGGGAUGGAGGUCUGUCUGUCAGGCACUCUGUUGUCUUCCCAACUCAGCUUGUCCUUUGUCUAGCCAGGGAGGGGCAGCCGCAGGUCUCAGGUGUGGGGCAGGAGAUAUGGAGUUCCCAGCUCAGCUGAUUACCUGCCUCAGCCCCUCCCCUUGCCCUGUUCGUUUGCCAAGGGGCGUAAUAGGGCCAGAGCCCCCACGUUAUGACAGUGAGAGGUGUGUGUCCAUACGUCCGCCAUCCUCAAAGCGGUUGCAGAGGCCACACCGGCCUCGGGGUGGGAGAAAGCCUGGCUCCUGUGAGAUGUCCUAAGCUGAAUGUCCCGGAGCCAUAGUAACCACACUGUAUGCAUGUACUGGUGGUGAAGGCAGGUGUAAUUUAUUUUAACAUUUUUUUUACAAUAAAACACAUGAACAAGCCCGA